Molecule: messenger RNA, 5191 nt
Organism: Hymenoscyphus albidus
Lineage: Eukaryota; Fungi; Ascomycota; Leotiomycetes; Helotiales; Helotiaceae
Source: the annotation of a GenBank genome assembly
GGAAAACACGAGGUCCCAUCCCCAUCCACGCCCAUGAUCCAUCCCGUAUCUCUCCAACCUGACCUGCACCUGCCACAGCUCUGCACCUGCACCUACACCCACACCCAGCUCGACACACCAGCGGCCUCCGUCCUCCGUACGCUCUUCUUUUCAUUCUCAACUCCCAACGCUCGCUCGCGCUCACAGCAUUGUUUUCCCACAUCUGCAUUUCAUCUGGUGUGCUGCUCAUCCCCCGACCAUCGGGCCAUUUCAUUACUACUGCAGACGUUGUGGUCCUCCUGGUAAGCAAAAUCUCAUCUCCUUCAUCUCCUUUCCAUUUGUGGCGGGUCUGCGCACUAUCCUCUGGCACUGGCACUACUGGCACUGGUCGCUUUUGCCUUUGCGUUGCUCUGGCUGGGCUACAGAGGCCCCGUCAGUCUAUAUUUGGACCGCAACAUCAACAAACCACCACGCUAUCAGCCGCCUCCCGCCCGCCUCGACUCGAGCUAGACGUCGUCCCAGCCUUCGUCCUAACUCACCCCAAUCCCAACCUAAAAUAAAACAAACGUGCCCUCACCCCCAACCCAACAGCAAUUCACUGCGAAUUGCCUCAUCGUGCCUUCGACCGGCUCGAGUCGUUCGCGCAUCCGCCCGAGGCCCCCUUCGUCAACAUCCCAACCACCAUCUCCGGAACCCCCUGCGGAGACGCCCAAAUUGUCCGAGGACGAAAGAUAUCGUGCAGCGGAUUGCAUGCAACUGGCCACGAUUUACCACUGGGACCACACACCACUGCCGCCCAGCCCCAGAUACCGGAAACUUGCAUUGGAGCUUCAAUAAUCGUGCUGACUCUUCACUCUGUGUGCCCAACAGACCGUUCCCCUCCUUACGAAGUAUCAAUCCACCAAACCUGCCUUAAUUCUAUCCUUUUACCACAUCGAAUAGCACAUUUGUCUGCUCCACCAGCCCAGAUCGAUCAUUAUACCUUCACUUUCGCAUUGCUUUAUCAGAUACAUGAUUUCUACACUAGCUGGCUCUAUCCUCUCCUGAGCUGGUCUGAGUAAUUGGACCAUCUCAACUUUCAACACAUUCUAAAUGCCUAAAUUUCCAAGGGCAUUCGGGCGACGAAAAUCCGUUGUCAAUCCUUUAGAGGACGGCGCGGAACCUCCACCCACAGAAUCCACAUUCAAGGUCUUCGAACGACCGGAUAGCAAUAGAAACAAGUCAUUCGAUGGGGGGCUCAAUAAAUUUGGAAAGCCUUUAAAUGGACCUCCAUCCCGUCCGCAAACUGCUCAUCUGAUCCAGGGAAACAUGUUCGAGAAUAUGGGCAAGAAUCGGUGAGUUUUCCCUAGGUCAAUGAAUGGAGACCACGCAAUAUCUAUACACCAAAUUUGGUAACUAUAAGCAUCGCUGACGGUAGCCCUGAAGUGGUAGUGGAGCUUCAAAUACGAACACUGCUUCCACAACAGACAAUUCCUCCAGACUAAGCGCAGCAUCCACCGCUCCCUCAUCUACAGAUGUGUCGGGGAGAGAUGAUUGGCGAACUACUCACUACAGACCUCCGAGUGAAGUCAAAUCCUCGAUACCAAAAUCCUCGUCUAAACUAUCGUUAAAGAAUGCGGGUCGUCAAUUGUCGUGGGGACGACACAAGAAUGCACCAACCCCAUCUCCUCCUAAGGAGACCAGCUCUCCCGUUACAAUUGAGGAAGAGGAACCUGUUGGUCGUGCUCGAGCUGUGACAACAUCCAGUUAUGCAAGCACUGCAACUCCUCCAAAGAUUGCUGGCGAGAAGGAUCUGGGGCUGGGGGAUUUUUCAGAUAUGUUCUCCGGAUUCGGGAAACGCAGAAGUCAGGCAGUAGAGGCCAACAAUACUCAAAAUCAAGUAUGUUCGAUUCACGAAACUUUCAAGAUAUGAACUAAUGAAUUUUUAGGACCGAUAUAACAACCAACCUGCUCAAUUGACGAUCGAUAGACAGAAGGAGGUCUACCCACCGGUCCCUUCCCCAUUUAGCCAGCAUUCCAACGACGGGUUAAUGCGCAACGCCAGCCCGCCUCCAGUUCCACAACAUAACACGAUGUCGUACAGCCGACCUCAGAAGCCGGGAGGACCAACUGAUGGGUUGAGGAGAAUUAGUGCAUAUUCAGCAAAAAGGCAAUCUACUCUCGAAUAUGGCGACGUUGUCGAUGAGGAUGCACGGCUUAUGCGAGAAUCGGUAAACGCGAGCCGACGAAUGAACAUGAACGAUCCCUCGUAUAAUACUGGGGCCAGAGAAAACUGGGCAAAUCCACCUUCUGCUCCUCGUCAAAUUGAUGAAACUGUCAACCAAAAUUGGAGAUCUGGCUCAGUCGAAACAACACCCAAAGCCAUGAAAGCCGAUCCAAGGGAGGAUGAUGAUUUGUUCGACAGCAACAUCCUCGUGUCUGCCACCCUGGCCCAACAAUUUACGGAGACGCCUCUCUCACCUCCACCUCCAGCUCGCAACACCGCUCAUUCCGGUCCGCCUGGGAGCAAGGUGAUGACUCCGGCACAAUUCGAGCGAUACAGACAAGACCAGGAACGACUGAGAAAGAGUUACGGGGGGCACUCUAGUACGGCUCAGGAUGACGACGACGAGGAGUUGAAUUACGACGACGAAGAAGACGAGACGGAGAAGAACAAACAGCUGGCCAAACAGCGUCGAAAACAAGAGGCACAUAUGGCUGUUUACCGACAGCAGAUGAUGAAGGUUACGGGCGAAAAAAGCUCUGGACCUGCAGUAACCUCUACACCGCUAAAUCGUACGAGUCUUUUUGCAGCUCAGAGCAGUCCCGAUUUGGCUUUGACUUUGGGAAAGCCGUCUGAGGAAGGUGAGGAGGAGGAUGAGGAGAUUCCACUCGCAAUCUUGCAAGCCCAUGGAUUUCCCAACAAGAACAGACCUCCAAGGGUGGCAUCGAACCCCAAUUUACGAGGAUCGGCUCAGACUGCCGCUGGCGGAGUCGUAGAUGCACGACUCCCUCCUUUUGCACGAAACUUGCCAGAGGAUCCUUACUAUGGAGCCGGUCUAGUUCACCACGCUCCCCGCGAGUCACUUUCCUUCUCUAACAACGGUGCUCAGUCUGUUCAUGGCGCAGCUAGUCCUGCUAGAGGCAUGCCACCACCAGGUGGUCUGGUAGGUGUCAUUGCGUCUGAAGAACGAUCUCGAGCUCUACGAAGAGGCAGUCCAAAUCCCCAAGGAGAGUUUCCUGCAAUGCCACCAGGAGGAUUUAUGGGCAUGGCUGGUGGACCUGGUGGACCAGCAAAUGGUAUGAUGGGUAUGAUGCCUCCUGGAAUGCAGAUGCCACCAGGAAUGCAAAUGCCCAUGAUGCCGAUGUUGACGCCAGGAGACCAGGCUCAAAUUCAAAUGACCCAACAGAUGCAGCAGUUCAUGCAGAUGCAGAUGCAAUUCAUGCAAAUGAUGGCUAGUGGAGGACAGCAACCGGCUCAGCAGCCUGGACCAGCGGCUCCACAGCUCCCACCCAUGAAUAUCGGCGGUGGGCAUAUGUCAAACCAGUCAUUGUCGAUACCACGACCUGGCAGCCCCUCGGUUCGCCCCGGAAGCGCCCACCAACAUCAAAGAGCAAUGACGGCGAUGGAUGUAAACUCGGCCCCUUGGAUGCAGCAGCAACACAAUCCCACGUAUGCACCAACUGUUCAUGCCCAAGGACAAGGUUACGCACCUUCAAUAGCCCCUUCGGAGCGAAGCAAUGUUGGGUUGCCUGGGAGAUAUAGACCUGUAUCGCAAUUGCCGACGGCGGAUAAGUCUAGGACCUCGACUAUGUCUGGCGCUCUAGGGGCAGGAUGGGAAAACAAGACCACCAUCAAGACCAUUCCCAAGUCACACCUGGAUGAGGAGGAUGAGGAAGAGGGUUGGGAGGAGAUGGCGAAAAAGAGAGAGAAGAAGAAGUCCAAGUGGAGGACCAAGAAGGACGCUAAUGGCUUGAAAGAAAUGUUGGGUUACACACCAUGAUGAAUUGACAGGAAACAAACGUGAGUUAGACUUUUUUAGUAAGAGAGAUGUGUUUAAUAGGCAUGGCAUUAUUGGCGUUCAGAAAACUUUGGAUCAGAAUUGGAUCACGCCCAGCGUUUCUUGGAAAAAAAUACAGCUAUGACUUGUAUAGUAAUAUAAUCAAUCCCAAGCCAAAACUUCACGUACUGUGAUUUUUUGGAUAAAUCGGUUCAAAGCGGAUCUUGGUGUCAUUUUUUUUUGAGUCGGUUUAAAUCGGUUUCUAGUUUUUUUUGUCUAACACUUCCAGUUUCCCCUUGCACUCCAUAACAAUAGGGACUUGAGUCAAAAAGAAAAGGCUCUCUCUCACGUUAUUGACAGCUUAAGAACCACGCAGAGAACUCCAAAUCAAGCAUGUAAAAGUCCCCACAAAACAUCAGAACCCCACCCUCAUUUACGCAACCAUCCCUAAGAAAACUUCCCCGCCGCCCACUCCCUCCGCUUCACCCCCAACUCCACAGCCGCCAAUCCCCAAUCCUCGCCAUGAUUAUGACUUCCCGACGUGAUGCCCGCUCGCGCCUUGGCCUGGUCCUCAUUCAGGACGGUCAAGAGGCCGAAGAUGAGGGGACAGCCGGUGUCGAGUUGGACGCGCAUGAGGCCCGUGGAGACGGCGUCGGCGAUGUAUUCGAAGUGCAUGGUCUCGCCUUUGAUGAGCACGCCGAUGGCGAUUAUGGCGUCGAAGGGGCCGGAGAGGGCGCUGGUGGCCUCGCCUGAGGGGGUGAGGGUUAGGUUUGUGAGGUCGGCUGUGGAGGUGGAGCCGAGGAGGUCGGUGGCGGAGAGGGAGGAGGUUUGGGAGGAUUGGAUUUGAGAGGCGGAGAAGAGUCUGUGGGUUUGGGGUUAGUUUGGUGGAUUAGGAGAUGGGUGCUUGAUGGUGGAGGUAUGGGGAAAGGGAGGGAACUGAGAGAGAAGAGGAGGGAUGGUGGGGUUCAGGCAGAGGAGGUAGGUUGGGACAGGUAGGAGUCAUACUUGGAACACGCAACGGGUAGUUCCCAGGAUCCGGGAACAGAUUGGACGAUUAUAUUUGAUUCCUUGACACCAGAAGCGAGGAGGUUGGCUUUCGUGCCGGCGAGGAGGGGGUCGAUGAUUGCUAUGGAGGGGUAAUUGUACGUUAGCAAACGGUUUGAAGAUUCCUGGGGAUUUUGCGCUGAGCAUCUGCCAAUAAGUCACGUUGUAUCUUGAUGAGUAAAGAGAAU